AUGGAAUGGAAUAGCUCUGCGAAGUUAGGGCCAAAUAACAUUUCAGCCAACUGUGCGCGUCCAUCCACAAAAUCCUGUUCCAGCAAUGAACUUGCACGUUCCACUAUUCCUCCACCGGCAAAUUCAUUUUCUCCCCUUUCCAAUCCACGAGAUGCUGACCUUAAAUGCGAAGUUUGCUCUAAGCCAGCAUACCUUCAAUGUUCACUAUGCAGAGUCACCUAUUACUGCAACGUAGAGCAUCAAAAAAUUGAUUGGAUCGGCAUUCAUGAGAGAAUCUGUUCGACAUUGGAAUGGUUGCGUAAACCUCUAGGCUUCAUUCCAACAGAAGAAGAGCGUUUAAAAAAGAUGAAAAAAAUCAAGAAAGUUCAGACUAAUUUGUUCGAAGUAACGAAGAACACAGGACUGAAAUUGUUAUUUGGUGGAAUGGCGGAGGCUGCUAUUCCAGCAGCUCUUCAGUGCCUAAAGUUUUCAGCUGAGGUAUACGGCAUGGCUAGCGUUGAGUUGGUUAUUCCGUACCUUCUCUUGGCUGAAGCUAACAUAAUGCUCAAGCGGUUGGAACAAGCCGAAUCUAACCUUGCCCAAGCACAAUGGAUAAUGCUAAAAACCCAGCAUGAAUGUCCUGAUGCCAUACGAUCAGCGGUUCAGAGGAAAUUAGGCCUCCUUUUUGCAACUAAAGGCGAAUAUCAAGCUGCCUUGGAAUGCCUUGCUCAAGAUGCAAGCUUACUUAACCUCUACAUCUAUUACUCGUCAUGCGCCUAUGGUCCCAGUCACAUUCGCACUGCCGGUGGGUACUUCCAAAUGGCGGAGGUAUUCUACAAGCUUUACCUAAACGAAAAAGAACCUGUUUGUGAACACGUCGAAAGAGAAGCCAACAAGGAGGCAGAUCGUUGUCCCCAGGGCAUGAUUAAUCCCUCAGCGGCACAACAGAUCCCCGGAAUGGACGGAUGCCGUCCAAUGCCACCAGCUUUGGUGUUGAAGGAUCGCAACUCCUGCGAGGAAUUUGCUCUCUCUCUAAACUCACCCCUUUUCCUUUCAAGGGUGUACAAAAAACCCUCAGUGCUUCCAAAACCUGCCCAAAAAGAUCAGGUUGCGGACGACCUAUACGCAAGAGUAGUCGAUAUUUGGGCUAAUCAUCUGUCAUCCAUCAUUGUCACGCGAAUUCGAAAACCCGCUAUAUCGGGGGAAUGCGAUACAGUCUUUUUGGAAUUACAACCAGUUGAUGAGAAGGAACUUGGUGAAACAGAUGCUGCAGAGGCCAAGAAAAUGCUGACAACAAUCAACCGGUAUAGGAGUCAAAGAGCGGCUUUGGACGGAGCUGAGUUCAGCACCUCGGCAGCCGGUCGUCCUGAUCCUCGAGCUCGUCUACUUCUUGCUCUCUCUAUGCUCUUCUGGCUGCUUAAUGACAAAGCCAAGGUCAACACCUAA
Messenger RNA from Echinococcus granulosus, 1425 nucleotides. RefSeq names its product Zinc finger MYND domain-containing protein. NCBI's taxonomy places the organism in Eukaryota, Metazoa, Platyhelminthes, Cestoda, Cyclophyllidea, Taeniidae. The transcript is spliced from 6 exons. The record is from RefSeq and is a predicted model, not a curated record. Gene Ontology annotation, molecular function: protein binding. The coding region runs from base 1 to 1425 and encodes 474 amino acids.